Diuraphis noxia (Russian wheat aphid) is the source of this 1125-nucleotide messenger RNA. RefSeq lists its product as uncharacterized. The record is from RefSeq and is a predicted model, not a curated record. Lineage: Eukaryota; Metazoa; Arthropoda; Insecta; Hemiptera; Aphididae.
AUGAGUGAUAAAAAACCAAAACGUAAACAAGGUAACUUGGAUAGCUUCUUCAGCAAAAAAUCUAUAACGGAGUUUAAAUCUGUGAUGAAUCCGCUAAAAAAAUAUUUAGAAACUUGUAGUUCCAAUGCCAUGUAUACAAGUCCACUUAUUCAAAAUGAAAUUAUUAACAUUUUUGGAGAACUUAUUCAAUCAGAGAUAAUUAAAAAAAUUUCAAAAUCAAAUUAUUUUUCUGUACUUGCCGUCGAAACGACAGAUAUUGCACAAAUAGAACAAUUUUCAAUUUGUAUUCGGUAUUUUGAAGAAGAGUUGGUGGUUCUUCGAGAAGAUUUUCUUACUUUUGUACCAGUUCAUGACGUAACUGGUCUUGGUUUGGCAACCGUUUUACUAAAUACAUUGAAAGAACUUGGUUUGGAUUUGGAUAAAUUACGUGGACAAGGUUACGAUGGGGCUGCUACUAUGUCAGGUAACUUUCGUGGUGUUCAGGCAAUUGUGAAAAUGAGUUACCCAAAAGCUUUAUACACUCACUGUGUUUCUCAUUCCCUGAAUCUUUGCUUAUCUGAUGCUGCCAAAACACAAGCUAUUCUAAAUGCCCUUGAUAGAGUGAAUCAGGUAAAAAUCCAACUUCAAAUAUUAAGAGAUAAUGCAACUGAUGAAUUUUAUAAGAUUUAUGAAGAAGUCAAUCGCCUAGGAGGUUUAAUAAAUGUGGAAGAAAAUAAGCCAUAUUCAAAUCUUAAAACAGCAGUUACAUUUUACCAGAAUGAUUUAAAAGGUUAUGAUGACAUUAUAGAAGUUGAAUAUCAAUUAUGGCAGUCGAAAUGGAACUCAGUUGAUUCUCGGCCAUUGACGGCUAUCGAAGCACUUCAUCAAUGUGAUAAACUAAUGUACCCAAACAUGUAUGAGCUUCUUAAGAUACUAUCAAUACUUCCUGUUUCAACAGCAACUGCAGAGAGAAGUUUUUCAACAUUAAGGAGAUUGAAAAAUUAUCUUCGAAACACAACAUCUGAAUCACUGCUUGUAGGAUUAGCUCUAUUAUCAAUUCAUAGAGAUGUAAAUAUUAGUGAUGAUAUGGCACUAGAUAAUUUUUCGAACAGUGGAAAAGCUAGACGAAUAAAAUUAACAAUAUGA